AUGCCAAAAUUUGAAAAUGCCAGAGCCAAAAGUAAUGGCACAAGGUUUAAACUCAAUGACAAGCUGGACUAUGAAUGCAGAGGUGGCUAUGAAAAUGCAGGUGGAAACACCACAGGCUCUUUAGUAUGUGGUAAUGAUGGAUGGUCUGAUACACCCACGUGCUAUGAGCAGGUAAAAUCAUGUGGCCCACCUCCUCAACUGAUCAAUGGGGAAGUUAAAGAGGCAAAGAAAGAAGAAUAUAAGCAUAAAGAAGUGGUGGAAUAUGAUUGCAAUCCCAAAUUCCUAUUGAAGGGGUCUAAGAAAAUCCAAUGUGUUGAUGGAGAAUGGACAACUUUGCCUAUAUGUGUUGAGGAAGAGAGUACAUGUGGCGAUAUCCCUACACUUGAACAUGGCUAUAGUUUGCCCUCUGAACCUCCCUAUCACCAUGGAACUGUAGUGGAGUUCAGUUGCGAAGAUUCAUUUACGAUGAAUGGAUACAAAUUUAUUAGAUGUGUUCUUGGAGUUUGGACCGAACUUCCUCAGUGCAUUGUGACAGAACAACUUAAGAAGUGUAUAUUACCAAGGUUACGUAAAAUUGAAUCAGUCUCACCACCAGAUCAGAUUGUAUUCAAUCAUACUGAUAUCUUCAUUUAUAAAUGUAAAGGAAAAUCUGAAACCAGACAAUCAACCUGCAAAAAUGGAAUGUGGGAUCCCACGCUAACUUGUGAAGGACAAAUGAAACAGUUAUGCCCACCUCCUCCUCUCAUUCCCAAUACUCGAAAUAUGACGGUGACAGUGAAUUAUAAGGAUGGAGAGAAAAUAUCUAUUCUCUGUCAAGAAAAUUACAUAAUUCAAGAAGCAGAUGAAAUCAUGUGCAGUGGUGGGAAAUGGCAGUCAGUACCACGCUGUGUUGAUUCUGAAGGAAAAUGUGGGGCUCCUCCGCCUAUUGACAAUGGAGACAUCACUUCGUUCCCACUACAUGAAUAUGCUCCAGGAUCAUUAGUUCAGUACCAAUGCCAGUCCUUCUAUACGCUUCAGGGUACCGACUAUGUAACAUGCAUGAAUGGACAGUGGUCAGCACCACCAAAAUGCUUAAAUGCAUGUGUAAUAUCAAAAGAAGAGAUGGAUAUACGUAACUUAGAAUUAAGAUGGAAAUAUGAUGAAAAAGUAUAUUCCAAAACAGGAGAUACUGUUGAAUUUAGAUGUAAAUGGCGAUAUUAUCCUGUGACAUCCCAAGACUCUUUUCGAGCAGUGUGUCAUGAAGGAAAGUUGGAAUAUCCCCAAACAUGCUCAAAAUCAGAUAUACACAUUGAUAAUGGCUUUAUUUCUGAAUCUGAGUUUACAUAUCCUGUAAGUAAAAGAACACAAUAUAAAUGUAAACCAGGAUAUGUAACAGCAGAUGAAUUUUGUGAAAUGCCAAAAUUUGAAAAUGCCAGAGCCAAAAGUAAUGGCACAUGGUUUAAGCUCAAUGACAAGCUGGACUAUGAAUGCAGAUAUGGCUAUGAAAAUGCAGGUGGAAACACCACAGGCUCUUUAGUAUGUGGUGAUGAUGGAUGGUCUGAUACACCCACGUGCUAUGGUGUGCUACAGUUCACAUCAGAUGCUGUGUUCACAUCACCGCUGCCUCUGGCUACCAGCCCACAGUUGGGGAGUCUGUAUGGCUCCCGAGUCUUCUACUCUUCCUCUGGGACUCACUGGGUUCCACUUUGCCCACAGAAAGAUCCUUGCACAAGAUAA
Chrysochloris asiatica (Cape golden mole) is the source of this 1716-nucleotide messenger RNA. RefSeq names its product complement factor H-related 5 (gene CFHR5). Bases 1 to 1716 code for a protein of 571 amino acids. The record is from RefSeq and is a predicted model, not a curated record. The transcript has 10 exons. NCBI's taxonomy places the organism in Eukaryota, Metazoa, Chordata, Mammalia, Afrosoricida, Chrysochloridae.